Caenorhabditis elegans is the source of this 3600-nucleotide messenger RNA. RefSeq names its product Rabphilin-1 (gene rbf-1). The transcript is spliced from 20 exons. The coding region runs from base 229 to 3600 and encodes 1123 amino acids. Gene Ontology annotation, molecular function: small GTPase binding. The record is from RefSeq and is marked reviewed. Lineage: Eukaryota; Metazoa; Nematoda; Chromadorea; Rhabditida; Rhabditidae. Gene Ontology annotation, cellular component: synapse; synaptic vesicle; membrane. Gene Ontology annotation, biological process: exocytosis; intracellular protein transport.
UGUUGGACUGACUCUCCGUAUGUGGAGUGUAGAGGGCUGCUAAAGUUGCUCGAAAAAAUUCGAAUUUGCGCUCGGUUUUCUGAUUAUUUUUGUUCGGAGCAGUUUGCCAACCACUGGGGCAGGUGUUGUUAUUUCUACAGCUGAUUUCUCUCCUCUAUCGUCUAAAUCUCUUCUAUUUCUGAAAUAUUCUGAUGAAGAGAACGUCAGUCAUAACCACCAAAUGCAAUAAUGACCAAAUCAACGAAACUUCGACACUGUAAACAGAAAAAGAAGAAACCGGAAAAGACUCCGAAGGGGAAUCCGCCGAUUCUUAUAACCGAAAAGUCCAUUGAAGACGCUGCAACCACUACAUCGACUACAGAUGCUCUUCUCGGAUCACCCGAGGGCUCACGGAGCAAAUCUCGAAAGCUUAAGCUGUGUUGUUGUACGGCUCAAGCAGCAACAUUAUCUCCUCUUGACCCAACUUCUUAUGGUGGAAUAGCAUCAACAAGUGCCCACAACGGGAUGGUCGGUGGCCUGUCACGUGACAGUCGGGCAGCAUCAAGAACCUCAAAACGUGGAUCGUCGAAAAGUUUGAAUAGACCGCAGAUAGAUGCAGACGAACCAUCGACAAGUGGGACUAACCCGGACAGAAGGCCAUCCACACAUUUUGUAUUGGAUCUGCCAGUGGUUUCGACGCGAUUACGAAAGCUGUCCGAGGCGUUCUUCAAUGCACAACAUGGAGAUAAAAUUGAUCUGAUGAAUGAUUGGGAAAUCGGUGGAACACAGAAUAAAUGGGUCUGUCCAAGUGAUCGGCAUUUGCAUUUAAGAGCACAAUUAAAAUCAGGAUGGUCCGUACGGACGGCAACAGCGCGAUCCCCAACCAACUCAAAAGCUCAAACUGGAUCGAUUACUGCCGCCGAGCAAGAACACAUUCAGAAGGUCCUUGCAAAAGCGGAAGAGAGCAAAUCAAAAGAACAACAGAGGAUUGGAAAAAUGGUGGAUCGUCUAGAAAAAAUGAGGAGGCGGGCGACAGGAAAUGGUGUAACACACUGUUUGUUAUGUCAUACCGAGUUCGGACUACUCGCAUCGAAAAGCUAUGCAGCAAUGUGUGUGGAUUGUAGAAAGUACGUGUGCCAACGAAACUGCGGAGUCGAGACAACUGAUGUGAAUCAAACGACUGGAAAAGUGGAGACAGUAUUCCUUUGCAAAAUUUGCUCAGAAGCCAGAGAGGUGCUAUGGAAGAAGUCUGGCGCCUGGUUCUACAAAGAGAUGCCAGAAUUCCAACGUCCAGAUGACCGACUACCCUAUUACGUUCCAGUCACUACAAACGGAACUCUUCCGAAUGCUUCUUCUGCAGCUACUCCACUUUCUGGAACACCCGGUGGUGCUGGACCACAGCCAAUGACAAUGCCAUCCACAUCAUCUUGUCAGAUGACAACACCAAAAUGGGCAUCGCCGGGAGUAUGUAACUCACCAGGACUUCAGAUGAAUGGAGGACCCACUUCACCUCUUCCAAAUGGAACUCGAAGAAAUACUGGACAUGGCGGUAUCGAAUUUCCAAGCUCAAGUCGUCCCAGCAUCUGCUCUGUGCUUCAGGCCAUCGAACCGCUCGACAGGUCGAAAUCUCCGAGACCCAGGAUUCAACCAAGAUGGGUAAACGAGAAAGUGAUGAGCAGUAUGUCAGUGGAUGAUGAGGAGAAAGCAGCAAGUUCGUCGGAUGGUGAAUCCUUCGUCCAGUCAGGCGUUCCACGUCGUGCUCUGAACAACAAAACCCCAGUUGGCUCAACUUCAGCAACCACAUCUCCAGCUCCACCACCAACAUCUACAACACCGACGUCUCGUCGUGAAGCUAAUAUGGAACGAUUCUCCCGGCAUACUCAUGCUCAUGCAAAUCGUCUCUAUAGUACUGAUGAUGAUGACGACUCAUCUCCAGAAUCUCGUCCAUCAACACGCUCAACAUCUCCACGUCAUUCACUUGCCACUCCUUCUUCAUAUGCUCAUGAUACAUGCCAUGAUACUUCACUUCCUGAUGCCGAUACUCGCAGCAUUGACAGCGGAGUCGUUCAAUCGGAUCACUCGAAUCCUCAGCAAUCCGGUCUCACUUGCUCAUCUUCAUCUCUGACACCACUACAACAACAAGCCAGCCACGAUCAUCACUCUGGAGGAGGAACUCCUAGAAGAAUCUCAAAUCCAGAUCGUACCACGUCCCGAGUUGCUCAGAGUGCUUCAGGCACCUCACUUGUCACCCCACCUCCGCCAAUCUCCUCCCGAACAAGCCCGGAUAAUUGUAACUCGAGUCCAUUAAAUGUUAUGGAGCACAAGUCUUCUAGUGCUAGUACGGCGAGUAGCGGUGGAAAUCGAAGAGUUGGCUCCGCGGAGCCAGUUCUUAACAAUCAUCACGCAAUGCAUAAUAAUCAGAAUCAUAAUGACAUAAAUAAGAAAUUGAUUUCGCAAACAAGCCGAGCAGAAUCUCCAUUAGCAGCUUCUUCGAGCUUCUUGAGCUCACCAGAUGAUGAUACAAAGCAAAAGAAUCGCCGUCGUGACGGUGUUGGUCGUGUCAAUUCCCUGCAACUUAGAACAUCUCUUGAUGACGUGGCACCUCCUGUAGCUCCAAUAUCAAAGAUGAAUGGGCAUAUAGUGUCGUCUGAGCCAACUUCUUCUACUACCUCUAACCAGAAUCAUACGUCGGUCCCAAUUCCAACAGUGCCAGUUGUUCCAGAAGAAGAAGAAGAGAAGGCAAUCACAGCGAGCACUGAAUCGGCUUCUGAACCUGGUAGCCUUGGCUCAAUCACAUUGACACUCACGUAUCACUCAGCUGAUAAGAAGCUCAAAAUGCAUUUAAUCCGAGCGAAAAACCUUAAGGCAAUGGACUCAAAUGGAUUCUCGGAUCCAUAUGUUAAAUUCCAUUUACUUCCUGGAAAUACAAAAGCGACAAAGUUGACGUCAAAAACAAUUGAGAAGACUUUGAAUCCUGAAUGGAAUGAGGAAAUGUCGUAUUAUGGGAUCACCGAGGACGACAAGGAGAAGAAAAUUCUCCGCGUAACCGUACUCGAUCGUGACCGUAUUGGAUCCGACUUUCUUGGUGAGACCCGAAUUGCGCUCAAGAAGCUCAAUGAUAACGAAAUGAAAAAGUUCAAUCUAUACCUGGAAAGUGCGCUUCCAGUCCCUCAACAAACGAAGGAAGAGGAAAAUGAAGAUCGUGGAAAGAUUAAUGUUGGAUUACAAUAUAAUAUUCAACAAGGAUCUCUCUUCAUCAACAUCAACCGAUGUGUCGAACUGGUUGGAAUGGAUUCUACAGGAUUCUCCGAUCCUUAUUGCAAGGUUUCAUUGACACCGAUCACAUCAAAAGCGCAUCGGGCGAAAACGUCGACGAAAAAGCGAACUUUGAAUCCAGAAUGGAAUGAGCAACUUCAAUUCGUGGUUCCAUUCAAAGAUCUUCCGAAGAAAACUUUACAAAUCGGAGUUUAUGAUCACGAUUUGGGCAAGCAUGAUGACUAUAUUGGUGGAAUUUUACUUUCCACGUCGGCAAAGGACGAACGUGGCCGUCAAUGGAUAAAAUGUAUCGAAAAUCCGGGAACUUUGGUUGAAGCAUGGCAUCGACUUGAAUUGGAUUCGUAG